GCUGACCCGGGGCGCUGGCUUCCCGCGCUGCUACUGGGCAGGCUCCGCUGAUGGGCGCAGAAGCAGACGGUAGCCCGAGCCUACAGCAGCCCUGGGGCCGGCGGAACGCGGCAGGCAGGGGAUGGAAUGCUAGUUCUGUCCCGCCCUCUCGAGCAGCCAAUCCGCGCCGCCACAGAAUGUUGCUGUCUCCAGUGUUCCAUGGAUGGAACCCGGAGCCGGAACCCCCGGGCAGGGCGGCGACCGCUCGCGCUCUGCCUGCCCGCGCGGGGGGCACGUGCUGAGGGCUCUCCACACAGGCAAGGCAGGGGAUGAAGGACCGGCUGCGGCUGCGGCUGCCCUGCCAGGUGCCGCCUACGCUUGGGAAACAGGGGGACCGGAAGGGCAGGAGGAAGCACGCGAGGGUUUCCUGAGAUGAGAGAUUACUUCCGUCCAUCCAUCCUUCCAGCCACCCGCUUCUCUGUCUGCAGGGGGUGGGUUGGGGGAGGCUGAGGAAACAGCACAGGGGCUGUGGGCAGCUGCGUCUACCCGGGACUGUGGGGAGAGGGGGCAGGGGUGUUUCUUGACUUGUCCCAACCCAGACACAGCAAAUCAUUCGGCCUCAGGCCAGCUACUUAAACCCCCACCCCUUCCCAAAGCCAUGGUGGCCAAACAGCGGAUCCGGAUGGCAAACGAAAAGCACAGCAAAAACAUCACACAGAGAGGGAACGUAGCCAAAACCCUGCGGCCACAAGAAGAGAAAUAUCCUGUAGGACCAUGGCUGCUGGCUCUGUUUGUUUUUGUUGUCUGUGGAUCAGCUAUCUUUCAAAUCAUUCAGAGCAUCAGGAUGGGCAUGUGAGAAGCAGGGAAUCGACACUGACUUUACCACUCAACAUGGUGGACCAGAUACAAGUCUAGCCUGGCAUACACGUGAAGAGGUCUUACCUGACAGUGCCUGCGCAUUUCUUCUUGGGUGGGUCAGACCAAAUUACCUUUUGACCUGUCAUGCUGGUACAUACAUGUUUUAACUGCCACAACAGAAAAGGACAUUUUGCUUUUCUAUUGACUUAAUGCAUUAACCACAUUGGUUAGCUAUUCCAGUGCUGUUCAGUUGAUUUAUUUAUUCUCUUACCUAAUGUAUUUAUGUGAUGGCUGUGUAAGUGCUUCUACUUUGUGUGUAUAUUAGA
This is a messenger RNA of Alligator sinensis (Chinese alligator), 1163 nucleotides long. RefSeq names its product stress associated endoplasmic reticulum protein family member 2 (gene SERP2). Lineage: Eukaryota; Metazoa; Chordata; Crocodylia; Alligatoridae. Bases 638 to 835 code for a protein of 65 amino acids. Gene Ontology annotation, biological process: endoplasmic reticulum unfolded protein response. The transcript is spliced from 3 exons. The record is from RefSeq and is a predicted model, not a curated record. Gene Ontology annotation, cellular component: endoplasmic reticulum.